AUGGCCCAUCAAUUCUGGGCCACCGUCAGCGAUACCCCGCCGCCGAGCCAGGCACCGGCCACGGCUGGAACACAACCGGGCACUUCGCCGAUGACCACGGCCGACGCAGUGACCACACCGGCACAUCCGGCCGGCGCACUACUACGCCCCGGAAGCGCAACGGCUCCGGAGAACGCCGCGGCUGUCGCCGUCGCCGAGUACCCCGACUAUGGCGAUGACGACGAGGAAGAAGAAGACGCCACGGUCGCCAUCAUCAGGGAUGCCCCCAGCGCGCACAUGCACUCCAGCAUGUUGAACUACCGCCGCGAGAACGGACGCACGUAUCACAAGCUCUCUGACGGGAAAUACCCCUUCCCCAACGACGCCCUGGAGCAGGAGAGGCUGGACAUCAUCAACCACCUCUGGAUGCUCACCUUUGACGGCGCCUACUGCCUGUGUCCGAAGAACGAGGGCGCGAAGAGGGUGUUGGACAUGGGCACGGGGACGGGCGUGUGGGCGCUGGAUUACGCGGACGAGUUCCCGGACGCCACCGUGGUCGGCGUCGACCUCAGCGCGAUCCAGCCGAUCUACGUCCCGUCCAACUGCCACUUCGAGGUGGGCGACCUGGAGCAGGAGUGGCCGUGGGAGGAGCCGUUCGACUUCAUCUUCGCGCGGAACAUGAUCGGGUGCUUCGCGGACUGGAAGGAGAUCAUCACGCAGGCGUACGAGAACCUGGAGCCGGGGGGAUACCUGGAGAUCCACGACUCCGAGUACCCGAUCAAGUGCGACGACGGGACGCUGACGGAGGAGAUGCCGCUGAGCAAGUGGACGCGGAUGAUCCGGGACGCGUGCGAGAAGCUGGGGCGGUCGCUGGCCAUCACGCGCACGUUCGCCGACAUGAUGGAGGAGGUCGGGUUCGAGGGCGUCGUGAGCCGGAAGCUCAAGUUCCCCGCGAGCCCCUGGCCGGACGACCCGAAGCUGAAGGAGAUGGGGCUGUGGGUGCAGGCGUCGCUGCUGCCCGGGCUGGAGGGCAUGAGCCUGGCGCUGUUUACGAGGGUGUUGGAGUGGAGCAAGGCCGAGACGAUUGUGUUUUGCUCGCAUGUGAGGCAGGACGUGAAGAACUUGGGCUUGCAUGGGUAUUGGGACGGGUAUGCGAUAUAUGGGAGGAAACCGCUGAGUGCGAGCGGCGUAGGGAGUUGA
Molecule: messenger RNA, 1179 nt
Organism: Colletotrichum karsti
Lineage: Eukaryota; Fungi; Ascomycota; Sordariomycetes; Glomerellales; Glomerellaceae
Product: methyltransferase domain-containing protein
Exons: 1
Coding region: 1-1179 (392 amino acids)
Molecular function (GO): methyltransferase activity
Source: RefSeq, a predicted model, not a curated record